Molecule: messenger RNA, 984 nt
Organism: Notolabrus celidotus (New Zealand spotty)
Lineage: Eukaryota; Metazoa; Chordata; Actinopteri; Labriformes; Labridae
Product: olfactory receptor 4K14-like
Exons: 2
Coding region: 1-984 (327 amino acids)
Biological process (GO): G protein-coupled receptor signaling pathway
Cellular component (GO): membrane
Molecular function (GO): G protein-coupled receptor activity; olfactory receptor activity
Source: RefSeq, a predicted model, not a curated record
AUGGUAAAGGAUUACAGAGGUGCUGUACUGUUUAUUUGUGUCAACAUGAACAAUUUCUCUGAAGUCACAUCUAUUAAUCUAUCUGCUUACUAUGGGAUGGGUGAUCUGAAGCCAUUGUACUUCUGCAUUUUCUUAAUUGUAUACAUUACCAUUAUCUUUGAAAAUGUAGUUAUUCUCGGAUUGGUUUAUCGUGAAAAGUCUUUGCAUGAGCCGAUGUAUUUAUUACUGUGUAACUUGGCAGUGAAUGGUCUGUAUGGAGGUACAGCUUUACUGCCAGCAAUGCUCAGCAAACUGCUGUCGCACUCGUAUGAGAUAUCUGUACCGCUUUGUCAGACACAGAUCUAUGCUGUGCACACGUAUGCCAUCACUGAAUUUACAAUUCUUGCAGCGAUGAGUUAUGACAGGUAUGUGGCUAUUUGUUAUCCCCUGCUUUAUCAUACCAUCAUGCCACAGAGAGUUGUUAAACUCAUUGUUUUCACCUGGCUUUACCCUUUUCUUGCCUUUCUCAUUGUUUUAAUUUUCACUCUUCAGUUGAGGUUUUGUGAAAGAACAAUAGAAAAGGUAUACUGCAUGAAUUACUUAUUAGUGAAACUUGCCUGUACUGACACAUCUAUUGCCAACAUAGUUGGCCUGCUAUCUGUAGCUCUGUAUACACUUCCACAGAUUGCUAUCAUUUUUUAUUCCUAUGGACACAUUCUGAGAAUAUGUGUAAUGUCAGUUAGAGGAUCUAAUGUUAAAGCCCUCCGUACCUGCACCCCCCACCUCUUAGCAGUAUCAAACUAUUCAAUUGGGUGCUUUAUCGAAAUAGCACAAAGUCGAUUUAACAUCCGUCACCUGCCUUACCAAACAAAGUUGUUUUUAUCUAUUUAUUUUUUGAUUUUCCCACCCAUUCUUAAUCCAGCCAUUUAUGUCCUGAGUAUUCAGCACAUAAGGGUUCGUCUGUUUAGGAUAUUCAGCAGAAAUAAAAGGACAGGACCUCAGUAG